Molecule: messenger RNA, 1596 nt
Organism: Olea europaea var. sylvestris
Lineage: Eukaryota; Viridiplantae; Streptophyta; Magnoliopsida; Lamiales; Oleaceae
Product: ubiquitin receptor RAD23d-like
Exons: 12
Coding region: 280-1425 (381 amino acids)
Biological process (GO): nucleotide-excision repair; proteasome-mediated ubiquitin-dependent protein catabolic process
Cellular component (GO): cytosol; nucleoplasm
Molecular function (GO): polyubiquitin modification-dependent protein binding; ubiquitin binding; proteasome binding
Source: RefSeq, a predicted model, not a curated record
UAAAACGAUUAUCGUGGUAAACAACUGUGAACAUCAUUAUUCUUGUAUCAAAAGCUCAUUCUUCAAACCUCGUUAUGUGUCAAUACGAUUGUCAGUAACCGCCUAGUUACCUAAUCAUUACCAAACUCCAGCUAAUACAGAGUUUCGUCUUCCGUUUUCAUAAUAACUUGUGCUUCGACUUUCCUUUCCUCCCUCUCUCUAACAUUCGGCGGCCGUGACCUGGGAUCCAGACACCGUUUUUAAGAGUGGCGAAGAAACGUCAAAACCUAGAGGUCAAAAAUGAAGAUCUUCGUCAAGACACUUAAGGGCACCCACUUCGAGAUCGAAUUGAAACCGGAAGACACCGUGGCAGAUGUGAAAAAGAAAAUAGAAACGGUUCAGGGAUCAGAUGUCUACCCUGCUUCUCAGCAAAUGCUCAUCCAUCAGGGGAAAGUUCUCAAGGAUGAGACGACACUUGAGGAGAACAAAGUAGCUGAAAAAAGUUUCGUUGUCAUCAUGUUAAGCAAGAACAAGGCUUCAUCAAGUGGGGCUGCAACUGCAUCAACUGCAUCUUUGAGUAGGAACCAACCGGCAAGAAAUACUCCUCCACCAGCACAAUCUGUAACAGCAUCCCCGACUCCUGCAUCAACUUUGGCACCUCCACAAUCUGCCCCUGAAUCUGUUCCUGCCCCUGCCCCUGCCGCAGCUUCCUCAGAGACGGAUGUUUACGAUCAAGCAGCAUCAAAUCUUGUUGCUGGAAGUAACUUAGAGGCCACUGUUCAGCAAAUUCUUGAUAUGGGUGGAGGUAGUUGGGAUCGAGGUACUGUUAUACGAGCUUUACGUGCUGCAUAUAACAAUCCAGAGAGAGCUGUUGAAUACCUCUAUUCUGGUAUUCCUGAGCAAGCAGAAGUUCCUCCUCCUGUUGCUCAACCUCCUGCAGGUGUGCAGCCUGUGAAUCCUUCAAUCCAGGCAACAGAGCCAGUGGUGCCUUCGAGUGGACCCAAUGUCAAUCCUUUAGACCUUUUUCCACAGGGCAUGCCAAAUGUGGGUUCAAAUGCGACUGGUAACUUGGAUUUUCUUCGCAAUAGUCAACAGUUUCAAGCUCUGCGGGCCAUGGUGCAAGCCAAUCCUCAAAUCUUGCAGCCUAUGCUUCAAGAGCUGGGGAAGCAAAACCCACAAUUAGUGAGGUUGAUUCAAGAACAUCAGGCUGACUUUCUACGCCUAAUAAAUGAACCUGUUGAAGGGGAGGGGAACAUAGAAGGGCAACUUACCGAUGCAAUGCCGCAGACUGUGACUGUCACACCUGAAGAGCGGGAAGCAAUUGAACGUCUUGAAGCUAUGGGUUUUGAUCGAGCUUUGGUGUUGGAAGUAUUUUUCGCUUGCAACAAGAACGAGGAGCUGGCUGCAAACUAUCUAUUAGAUCAUAUGCACGAGUUUGACGAGUAAAAUGGUUUAAAAUGAAGUAGAUUCUUUUCUAUGGUUUCCUCUUUUCGCAUGCAAGAACUUUUCUCUUGCCAUGUGAAUUAACUAUUACGCUUUUUCAAAAACUCUGUACUUUGGAUACGAAAAAUAGAACUAUUCAAGUACUUGUCUUAUUAUUUAUUGUCCUUGGAGUGC